UCUCUCCCCCCCUUUUUUUGCAGGAGUUCCCUCCUCCCUCCCCUCCCUCUCUCCACCCUAUUAAAACAACCUCCAAGCCUCACUUGUUUUAAAAAGACCCCCUUAAGUUGGAGGAGGCACAGAAUCGGCCGUCUGGGAAGAGGGAGGCAGCGAGGGGCAGGGGAAAGAAAGGAAGAGGUGGACGACCAGCAGGGCAAGAAGCAGAAAGCAGCGCUGCGCGACGCCUGGAAAAUAUUCGCCGCCGCGGCUGGUGGAACCUCGAAAUAGACGCUCCAUUCAGUUCCGCGGCCGCAAAAGCUGCCGCGAAGUUCUCCAGAUGCUACGCCGGCCUCAACUUUUCGCCAACUUUCGCUCCGGGCGCCUGGAGGACUUCGGCGCCAAGAGGAAUCGGCCGGCAGCUUAACCUCGGUGCAGAGACCCUUUGGCAGCAAGGGGGGCUAGGAGGAGGUGCUCCUGAGGUUGUGGGAAUUUGGGAUCCUCGAGCGGCAAGAGAAGGCACCCCCCCCGCUGGCACCUUUUCCAUGGUGGGGAGGCGAGCUACGGCCAGCCUCGCCAGAACUGUCCCGGGAGAAUGCAUUGUGAGAGGUUUAUAUGCAUCCUGAGAAUUCUUGGAACGACCCUAUUUGGAGUAUCUCUUCUGCUUGGAAUUUCAGCUGCUUACAUUGUGGGCUACCAGUUUAUCCAAACAGACAACUAUUACUUCUCCUUUGGGCUCUAUGGUGCUAUUCUGGCAUCCCACCUUAUCAUCCAAAGCUUAUUUGCCUUUCUUGAACACCGUAAAAUGCGUCGAUCACUUGAGACCCCAAUCAAGCUGAACAAAACUGUUGCCCUUUGCAUUGCUGCCUAUCAAGAAGACCCGGACUACUUAAAGAAAUGUUUACUUUCCGUCAAGAGGCUUACCUACCCUGGAAUUAAGUUGAUUAUGGUAAUCGAUGGGAAUUCUGAAGACGAUGUUUACAUGAUGGACAUUUUUAGUGAAAUCAUGGGCAGGGAUAAAUCUGCGACUUACAUCUGGAGGAAUAACUUUCAUCAGAGAGGCCCCAACGAGACUGAAGAGUCCCACAGAGAGAGCAUGCAGCACGUCACUCAGCUGGUCCUGUCCAACAAGAGUGUCUGCAUCAUGCAAAAAUGGGGUGGAAAAAGGGAAGUCAUGUAUACAGCCUUCAAAGCCCUGGGAAGAAGUGUGGAUUAUGUGCAGGUAUGUGAUUCAGACACGAUGCUUGAUCCAGCAUCUUCGGUGGAAAUGGUGAAGGUUUUAGAAGAAGAUCCAAUGGUUGGUGGUGUUGGAGGAGAUGUUCAGAUUUUGAACAAGUACGAUUCGUGGAUCUCCUUUCUCAGCAGUGUCAGGUACUGGAUGGCAUUUAAUAUUGAACGAGCGUGCCAAUCCUACUUUGGCUGUGUACAGUGUAUAAGUGGACCCUUAGGGAUGUACAGGAACUCCUUACUCCAUGAAUUUGUGGAAGAUUGGUAUAAUCAAGAAUUCAUGGGGUCUCAGUGUAGCUUUGGAGAUGAUCGACAUCUCACUAACAGAGUCCUAAGCCUGGGCUAUGCGACGAAGUACACCGCUCGAUCGAAGUGCCUUACGGAAACGCCCAUCGAAUAUCUCAGAUGGUUGAACCAGCAGACCCGUUGGAGUAAGUCCUAUUUCCGCGAGUGGCUGUACAACGCCAUGUGGUUCCACAAACAUCACUUGUGGAUGACCUACGAGGCAGUCAUCACAGGGUUCUUUCCAUUUUUUCUCAUUGCCACUGUCAUACAACUUUUUUACCGGGGGAAACUGUGGAACAUCCUUCUCUUCUUGUUGACUGUUCAACUUGUUGGCCUAAUCAAGUCUUCCUUUGCGAGCUGCCUUAGAGGGAACAUUGUCAUGGUGUUUAUGUCCCUUUACUCAGUGUUGUACAUGUCAAGUUUACUUCCCGCCAAGAUGUUUGCAAUCGCCACCAUAAACAAGGCAGGAUGGGGCACAUCUGGCCGAAAAACUAUCGUGGUCAAUUUCAUAGGACUCAUCCCCGUGUCUGUUUGGUUUACAAUCCUUCUAGGCGGGGUUAUUUUCACCAUAUACAAGGAAUCUAGAAAGCCAUUUUCCGAAUCAAAACAGACAGUGCUGAUCAUUGGGACAAUACUUUACGCCUGCUACUGGGUGAUGCUUUUGACUUUAUAUUUAGCUCUUAUCACUAAAUGUGGCCGGCGGAAGAAGGAACAACAAUACGACAUGGUGCUUGAUGUGUGAUUUCACCAGCAUUUGGACAUUUUCUUCUUCUUGCUGUUUCAUCUUUUCUGCCCUUAGCAAAGUUUUUUUUCCCCCCCGAGGGACAUGAAAAUAAACCUUUUCAGAGUUGGUGGCACUGAAUUUGACAUCGCUAAGGGAAAAGGACUACUGCUGCUUGGAUUUGAAGAUUAACGAAGCAUGCCAAAGCAAAAGAGAAAAAAAACAAAAAACAAAACAAAAAAUAAAAUAAAAAUGUGAUUGUGCCUUUUUUGGUAGGGGGAGGAGGAUAAAAAUCAUGGAUUCGACCCAUUCCUGUGGGUGGUCUCUGAAAAUGCACUUUCUUCUAUGAGACAUAUGUCCGAAAGUGUUAAUGUCCUAUAUACCUCAUUACUCACUCUGAUAUGGACAGACACAGAAGAAAGGGAGUUUUGGAGACACAGGCAAAGGAUUUGAUAACCCCUUGCGACCAUAAUUUAUAAACUUCUUUGCAUUGUUCUGUGAUAUAUUUUUUUUAGAAUGAUGUGGCACGUGUGUGUGUGUGUGUGUGUGUGUGUGAGAGAGUAAACGUGAAACUGCCAAAUGCAAUUCCAAAGUCAAUUUUUAUAAGAGCGAAUGACCCAGUUGUAUUUUUAUAUCAUUGUAAUAAUUUGUCUCUGUUUACCUUUUACACCAUUUUUUUUUUAAAAAGAAAAGCUCGUAUUUUAUAUUACUGCCAAAAAAUCUUUUCUUCCCAUCUUCCUUAACAGCCUACUUUUCUAAAUAGGUGUUGAAGAAUUGUGACUUUAAAAUAAAAGGUUGAAAAACGAGAACACCCUUGCCCACAAUGUGAAAAUGGAUGAUGCUCUGUGUGUUGUUGUUUUUUAAGAAUUAAAACUUAAUUUCUGUAUUUUUCAAUGGACAAAUGGCUAUUUCUAUUACGGUAUAUAUAUAAACACGUGUGACUUGCUUUAAUUUUAUUUGGAAAAAACAACCUGACUGUCAGUUUAUGGGGACAGAAAAACGGUGAGGGGGGAACUUCUAAAACGGUCGUCUACAUCAGUCCACCAAGUGUUGUUUUUCAUGUGAAUCUCUAUGAGCUUUGGUCAAACCAAUUCAUCUGAUGAUAGCGCAUCUCACUUCUGCAAACCCCGCCCCUUCUGUAGAGGCAUCAUGACAUCACCUGUCUGUACAAAAGGGGUGGGGCUUCUAUUGCAACUGUUCUUUCAGCGUUUUGGUAAAAACAGCCAGAACUGUAGCUCUCCACCUCUGUUGUCACAGUUUCCUUCCAAUAAUUCCAUUAUUUGUUACACCUGCAGAAUGCUCACCCUACAUUCCCCUGGGAAUUCUGAGUGACUAUGCACAACUCUUGGUGUUCGGUGCGGGUUGUACUGAAGGACAUUCUUCCCCAUUAAGGCCAAAGGGAUAGAUAUGUGCAAUUGUUUUCCCCUCCCAGAAAUAACAGAAUAACAGAGUUGGAAGGGAGAUCUUCUAGUUCAACCCCCUGUUCAAGCAGGAAACUAUACCAGUUCAGACAAAUGGUUGUACAAAUCUCUUCUUAAAAACUUCAAGUGCUGGAGCACCCACAACUUCUGGAGGCAAGUCAUUGCACUGGUUAAUUGUUCUCACUGUCAGGAAAUUUCUCCUUAGUUCCAGACUGGUUCUCUCCUUGAUUAUUUUCUAUCCAUUGCUUCUUGUCCUGCCUUCAUAUGCUUUGGAUAUUCCAAAACAGAAUAUAUUUCCUGACAGAUGAAUAUAUCUCAUAAUCUCUCAGCCAAAGAACCAUGAGGAUUUUUAGAGCUGCGGUGAUGCAGUGGUUAGAGUGCAGUAUUUGUAGGUUAACUCUGCCCACAGCCUGGAGUUCGAUCUAGAUUGGCUCAAGGUUGACUCAGCCUUCCAUUCUUUCGAGGUCAAUAAAAUGAAGACCCAGAUUGUUGGGGGCAAUAGGCUGACUCUGUAAACCAUUUAGAGAUGGCUGUAAAGCACUAUGAAGUGGUAUAUAAGUCAAAUAUGCUAUUGCUUUUGCUAUCUUGGAGCAAGGUAAUUUACAAAUCUAGCUGUGAACACAUUACAUAAUCAAAGAUAUUACUUAAGGUACUCAGUCAUGUAGCAGUUUGGUAGCCAUGAUCCAGUAUUCCUGCUUCUGUGUUACCCAGCAAUGUUUAAAAGGUACAGAAAUGCCAUUAAAAUAAAACCAAAAGAUUCACAAACCGCAGCAACUGUAAAUCAAUGUUACUGAAAGUGAUUUUUUUUAAAUUUACACACAGGAAUUGCAACUAAAAGGAAUUUAAAGGUCAUUUUUCAGUCUGAAUGACCCCAGUUUGGAAACUGAAAAGGGGGUCUUAACGUAAUUCCUUACUUCCCAAGAUUUUAAUCACAUUAGCUGGGUCUAAAGUUAGGUUAGUCACAUAUUAACCCAAUAUCUCAUCUCAAAAAUUUCCAUCCAGGAUUCUUAGUCAGCAUGGCAACUGGUUGUAAGGGAAACUUGCCAAUUAGAAGCAUGCCAGUUUAUGGAAGAUGACUUAAAUAAGUAAUGUCCCACUGAUUUCAAUAGACAGAGCUGUGAUUAAUAAUAUAAUCUCAUAAGUGUUUACUAUAAAACCCAUAGGACUGAAUGUGAUUUACUCCAAGAUAACAUGAGCACACUAGAUGCAACUCUGUGAAAUGAAUAAACGUGGGCAAGGCUAUAGUAAUACUAUCUAUUCCAAGUUCAUCUACACCAGCAUUUUCUCAACACUGAGCAUUUUAAGAUGUGUGGACUUCAACUUCCAGAAUUCCCCAGCCAGCAUGACUUCUGAGAGUUGAAGUCUUAAAAUGGUCAACGUUGAGAAACGCUGUUAUUCAUUUUUAUAAACAAAAUUUGUUUUACUUAUGCCUAUAAGUAUAGUUCUAGUUUAGACAAAUAAAAAUUUGGGGUCUAAUGCCUAUGGGUUGGGCAAAAUCGUAUAAUAUUAAUUCUCAAAGGAUAUUUACUGAAGUAUUAUCAGCACCACACUGGUUUGCAAAUCUAGUUUCUUAGCUGGAUUGUGGAAAAUAUAUUCAUCUGAUUUCAGACAUCUCUUUAACCAUCUUUUAUUAAGAUGCUCCUUUCUCUGUCAUAAAAUGAUGUGCAACACACUUCCUUUUUAUUUGUCUGUGAUAUGGAGACAAGCGUGCUUGCUUGCAAAUUUGUUUUUGAUAUACGCUUCAGCUGGGCACGGGGAACACCCUUUUUAGCAACCGAAUGGAUCAGUAUUAAUUUUUUUUAAAAAAAUGAAACAAAACAAAUAAACAACACAAGUGGGGAAAAAAAGAAACUUGACUUUGCCUUUUAACUAUUUAUAUUGUAUAAGUUAAAGCUUUGGGGUAAUAACGUUUGAGUGUCAAAUAAUUCAUUUCCUUUUAUUAAAAAAUAUUGAAUUUAUUGCCUGUAUUUAUUCUAGCAAUAAUUCAAUGCAUUUCA
Ahaetulla prasina is the source of this 5627-nucleotide messenger RNA. RefSeq names its product hyaluronan synthase 2 (gene HAS2). The transcript has 4 exons. The record is from RefSeq and is a predicted model, not a curated record. Lineage: Eukaryota; Metazoa; Chordata; Lepidosauria; Squamata; Colubridae. Bases 572 to 2230 code for a protein of 552 amino acids. Gene Ontology annotation, biological process: hyaluronan biosynthetic process; extracellular matrix assembly. Gene Ontology annotation, molecular function: hyaluronan synthase activity.